Molecule: messenger RNA, 2397 nt
Organism: Linderina pennispora
Lineage: Eukaryota; Fungi; Kickxellomycota; Kickxellomycetes; Kickxellales; Kickxellaceae
Exons: 10
Coding region: 1-2397 (798 amino acids)
Source: RefSeq, a predicted model, not a curated record
AUGGUUGACUUGCUGGUGCAGGAGGACAUUCGCCAAGCAGAUGCCGACGACUCGACGACCGGUGCCUGCAUGGAGUACCUGCUAGACAAUGACGUGCUCGACGACCUGGUGAAACUGGCCGAGGCCGACGUGCCGGUGGGAGUGCGCGGUGUGGUGAUUAGCAACCUGUCGACGUUUAUCAAUCUGACCGACGACAAGCUGCUGGUGCAGAAGGCCGUCCACAACCCCAUCCUGGCGCUGCUGCGAGCGUACCUCCAGACAGAAAACAACGGCAUUAGCCAGUCAACAGCCAGCCUGUUCGACGCGAAGAUGCAUGCGUAUGACGACGAGUUUGUCGACUUGAUGUACGCGCUGUGCAGCAAGAUCCGGGGCGAGCCGAUGCUGCUAAACAUCUUUUUCCAGGACCGGCGGUGGUUGCGCAGCCUGGAGCAGCGCUGUCUGUCGUCUGACUCGAUACCGGCGAUGAACCGCAGCUUCAUCCUGUUCUCGCACCUGUUGCGAUUCGUGCAUAUCGAGGGCAAGGCAGGCGACACCGCGCGCACCAGCCUGCUAUCAUGGCCUCGAAUGGCGGCGCCACGGCGCUUCGAGCGAUUCAUCCUCGACGACAGCGGCUUUGCUCCGCUAUUGGCAGCUAGUCUGGGCGCACUGUACUCACAGCUGCCGCGCAGCCUGACGCUCUACACAGCCGACCUGCAGAAUGCCAUUGAGUCGUCGAUUUUCGCGGCCGGUGGCGCAGGCGAGCGCGGUGAGGACCGCGGGGCAAUCAGCUCGACCAGCCCGCAGUUCCGCAGCCGCCUGGCAUGGUUUGCCCAGCUACUGGGAUUCGUCCAGGAGGUGCUGUUCCGGUGCCCGUCGCUGGCCAUCUGCGGCGAGGUCCUGCGGCAUCUGCGCGAGCACUUUUUGCGGGCGAUCCUCUACCCAAGCCUGCUGGAGAGCUCCGACACCGACGGCAGCAGCAUUGCAGUCAUGGUCUAUCUGGAGCUGAUGCUCGCCACUGCCCGCCACGAGGACCUGGUUGCCGCCAUCAUGGAAUUCCUGACAGAGGAGCCGAGCGCUGGCGGGCAGGAGUCGUGCCUGCCGUUCACAUUGCGUGAUCUGAUAUACACAAAUCUGCAGUCGACGGUCUCGACCGACGCGGUCAUCGCCGCGCUCAACCUCCUGCGGCUGGUGCUAUCCAGACAUUGUCGCUACGCCGCGCGCCUGGUGGAGCUCGAGAAGGUGGCCGCCAGUGGCAGCACCAACGUGUGGAUGAUGAACUGCACCGUGGCCAUCGACGUGCACCGCCAGGAGCUGGAAAUGGCAAUGGUCCGCUCGCCGGCUCGACCCGACCACGACGGGCUGUAUAUCCCGUGGCGGCGUGAGGCCGCACAGCAGCCGUCGAACCGGCGCGCGCUGGUGCCCGAGUCAUUCGUCAUUGGCUACGAUGAGUACCUGGAGGACGCAGCGCACGAGUGGGAGGCUCACGAAGCGUAUCAUUUCGAGAUCGACGCGCUAACCGAAGUGCAGCGCACACGCGACCGUCUCGCCCACUCUGGCACUCUGUCGCCCAUGGCCAAGUCUGGCAUCGGCAUCGGCAUCGGCAUCGGCGUCGCCCGGCCCGUGAUGCGACCGCCAGCAACCCCAGCAACCGCUGCCCCCGAAACCUGUAGCAGCAAGCCGAAGCCGCGCAUCCGCUGGCGAGUCAAGCAGUCGGACCCAGUGGUGCGCGUGCUGAUGGGCCUGCUGGCGCGGUACUUUGCACAGCCGCGCGAAUGCAAUCUGGCGCUGACCGGCGUGCUGGCUGCGCUGAUCUGGCUUGACAAUCUGCGCAAUCUCAGCGACUCCGCUGACAGCGACACAACGGCAACGAUCUGCAUCGGCGCACCGGCAAUUCUAGCCGCCGAUGCCUCGCAGUUCCUCGGCCUCGACAAGGAGCUGCAGGACGCAGUACGCGCGUUGCCGCAUGGUGCUACGCCGCCUGCGCUCUACCAGCAGGUUCUGCGCAAUGAAGUUCCUGGCUUUGACAGUCGGCUACGGCGCGCGCGCAACGCCUUGAUGGGCAUUGUUGAGGACGCUGACGCGCUGGAUCUGGAGCUGGAGGCUGCCAAUCCGCCACGCCGCGACCGUGGCCUCUCAUCGGCCAGUCUCGAGCACGUGCGCAAUGUCCUGCCCCCGCCGCCAGUGCGCCGCGACAGCCUGCCCAGACGUCAGGACAAUGACAGCACACAUAAUACCCGGCAGGCAAUGCUGGCGAACCCGCUGGCGGGCAACUGGCAGGCGCUGAGCGUGCCGCCCAAGGACGCAAACAUCGCAGAGUUCCUCGAAAACGUCAUUAUCCUGCAAGAGUCAAUCAAGGAGAUCAUUGCCCGCGUCCAGGUGCGCCGUGAGAACGGCGGCGACGAGGAUGCCAUCGUGUAA